AUGGCCGAAACAAGAAAAGGAAAACCUCGAAUUACCAAAAUCAAGGGAGAAAGCAACAGGAUAACGAAAUACAAAACUGCAAAAUCCAAACUUUCAAGGUUUAGACAAUUCCAGGAACGACAAUCCAAAUCCAAGAAAAUCGAACGUGAAGAUGAGCGGCGUCGUCAAGAGGCCGCAUCCAAAGAUAUGAAAGUAACUCAAGCAUCGCUUAACGACACAAGCACAUACAUCUCUGAGAAUGUCUGCGUCCAGCCUCCUGUGCCUACACCGUCGACACCCAAAAACGUUGAGCCCGAGAGGGAAAGUCCCGAGCCUCCCUUACAAUACAUCCAGCCUAAUGAGAUAUUGCCGUAUCUCGCGAAAAACAAGGGAUUCCGUAUUGACCCAAGGACGGGAUUUGGCCCUUUCUUUCCCCGUCCUUUUACUUCCGACGUUGAACCCUUGCCAUGCCAGCCUGGCCUUGAUAUAUAUAUAUAUAUUAUAGAAACUAUUUACUGGAAAUUGCCAAUGUGCGUUUUCAGGGGAAACUAUAAGCUAUCCAAGCAUUUUACCAACACAUAA
Molecule: messenger RNA, 561 nt
Organism: Trichophyton benhamiae CBS 112371
Lineage: Eukaryota; Fungi; Ascomycota; Eurotiomycetes; Onygenales; Arthrodermataceae
Exons: 2
Coding region: 1-561 (186 amino acids)
Source: RefSeq, a predicted model, not a curated record